CGGCGCGGCGCUCGCUGCUGCGGCUUGGGCGAGCGAGCAAGCGAGGAGAGAGAGGAGAGAGAGGAGAGAGAGGAGAGAGGCCGGGCGAGCGGCGGCUGUGCGGCUCUCACCCUGACCCCCCCCUCCCCGGGCUGACGGACGGACAGACGGGCGGACGGCGGAGGCGGGAGUCAGGAGCCGCGUCGGGCGACGCUGAGGACGAGCGCGUCCGGCUCCGCGGCCGCCACACUCGGUCGGUGUUCUGAAUGAAGCGCCCGCCCCGCUGAGUCCCGAGCCCGGCGCGUCCUCCCCCCGGCAAGAUGGACGGUUUCGCCGGCAGCCUCGGAAGUGGCUGCCUGCAUCUCCUUUCCCAGACUAGACGGGUUCUUGGAAAACCGUGAGAUGACUGCAUUUAUAUAAGCAAAGAAUUUGUGUUUUGUCAGCAGGAUGAUUCUUUACAAACUGCUUAUUGAAGAGAACCUGGUAGUCUUGUAAAUAAGAAAGACUUAAAAUUCAAACCAUGCCUCUGGAAGGAGUUUUUGGAUAAGGGACAUUCUAUUCUGCAGGACAUGCUCUUUCUAAGACAUCUUCAUGGUGGUUUUGGGAGCCAGAGAUGAUAGUAUUUCUGCUGCAAGUACUUCUGAUGUGCAGGAUCGCCUCUCAGCUCUCGAGUCACGAGUUCAACAACAGGAAGAUGAAAUCACUGUGCUAAAGGCAGCUUUGGCUGAUGUUUUGAGGCGUCUUGCGAUCUCUGAGGAUCAUGUAGCCUCAGUGAAAAAGUCUGUGCCAAAUAAAGGCCAACCAAGCCUUCGAGAAGCUAUUUCCAUGUCCUGUAUAACCAAUGGAAGUGGUAUAAGCAGGAAACAGAGUCAUGCCAGCUCUGUAUCAAUAGCAAGAAAAGAAACUCUUUCAUCUGCUGCUAAGAGUGGUACAGAAAAAAAGAAAGAAAAGCCACAAGGACAGAGAGAAAAAAAAGAGGAAUCUCACUCUAAUGAUCAGAGCCCACAAAUGCGAGCAUCACCUUCUCCCCAGCCCUCUUCACAGCCUCUCCAAAUAAACAGACAAACUCCAGAGAGCAAGAGCUCCGCUCCCACCAAAAGCAUAAAGCGUCCACCAACAGCUGAAAAGUCACAUAACUCAUGGGAAAAUUCAGAUGAUAGUCGUAAUAAAUUAUUGAAAACCGUUUCAACAUCAAAACUAAUAUCAAAGGUUAUAAAAAGUGCAGACAAACACAAAGAUGUCAUCAUCAAUCAAGCAAAAAUGUCAACCCGUGAAAAAAACAGCCAAGAAGGAGAAUAUAUUAAAAUGUUUAUGCGAGGUCGGCCAAUUACCAUGUUCAUUCCCUCGGAUGUCGACAACUAUGACGACAUCAGAUCAGAACUGCCUCCUGAGAAGCUCAAACUGGAGUGGGUAUAUGGUUAUCGGGGGAAGGACUGUCGAGCGAAUGUUUACCUGCUUCCUACGGGGGAAAUAGUUUAUUUCAUUGCAUCAAUAGUGGUACUGUUUAAUUAUGAAGAGAGGACUCAGCGACACUACCUGGGUCACACAGACUGUGUAAAAUGCUUGGCUGUACAUCCUGACAAGAUUCGGAUCGCGACUGGACAGAUAGCUGGAGUGGACAAGGAUGGAAGGCCUCUGCAACCCCAUGUCAGGGUGUGGGAUUCAGUAAGCCUUUCCACACUGCAUGUCAUUGGACUUGGAACUUUUGAGCGUGGAGUAGGAUGCCUGGAUUUUUCAAAAGCAGAUUCAGGUAUUCAUUUAUGCGUUAUUGAUGACUCCAAUGAACAUAUGCUUACUGUAUGGGACUGGCAGAAAAAAUCAAAAGUAGCAGAGAUAAAGACAACAAAUGAAGUUGUUUUGGCUGUGGAAUUCCACCCAACAGAUGCAAAUACUAUAAUAACAUGUGGUAAAUCUCAUAUUUUUUUCUGGACCUGGAGUGGCAAUUCACUAACAAGAAAACAGGGAAUUUUUGGGAAAUAUGAGAAACCAAAGUUCAUUCAAUGUUUAGCGUUCUUGGGGAACGGAGAUGUUCUCACUGGAGACUCAGGUGGAGUCAUGCUCAUCUGGGGCAGAACUGCCGUGGAACCCCCGCCUGGGAAAGGACCUAAAGGUGUCUAUCAGAUCAGCAGACAAAUCAAAGCUCACGAUGGCAGUGUGUUUACACUCUGUCAGAUGCGAAAUGGGAUGCUAUUAACUGGAGGAGGGAAAGACAGAAAAGUAAUUCUGUGGGAUCAUGAUCUAAAUCCUGAAAGAGAAAUCGAGGUUCCUGAUCAGUAUGGCACAAUUAGAGCUGUUGCAGAAGGAAAGGCAGAACAAUUUUUAGUAGGUACAUCACGAAACUUCAUUUUACGGGGAACAUUUAACGAUGGCUUCCAAAUAGAAGUGCAGGGUCACACAGAUGAGCUCUGGGGCCUCGCUACACAUCCCUUCAAAGACUUGCUCCUGACGUGUGCUCAGGACAGGCAGGUGUGCAUGUGGGACUCAGCGGAGCACAGGCUGGAGUGGACCAGGCUUGUGGAUGAACCAGGACACUGUGCAGAUUUUCAUCCAAGCGGUACAGUGGUCGCCAUCGGAACACACUCAGGCAGGUGGUUUGUUCUGGAUGCAGAAAGCAGAGAUCUGGUGUCCAUCCACACAGAUGGGAACGAGCAGCUCUCUGUGAUGCGCUACUCAGUAGAUGGUACUCUCCUGGCUGUAGGAUCUCAUGACAACUUUAUUUACCUCUACUCGGUCUCAGAAAAUGCAAGAAAAUACAGCAGAUAUGGAAAAUGCACUGGACAUUCUAGCUACAUCACACACCUUGACUGGUCCCCAGACAACAAGCAUAUAAUGUCUAACUCGGGCGACUAUGAGAUACUGUACUGGGACAUUGAGAAUGGCUGCAAACUGAUCAGGAACCGGUCAGACUGUAAGGACAUUGACUGGACGACAUACACCUGUGUGCUGGGCUUUCAAGUCUUUGGUGUCUGGCCAGAAGGAUCCGAUGGGACAGACAUCAAUGCACUGGUGCGGUCCCACAAUAGAAGGGUGAUAGCUGUGGCCGAUGAUUUCUGUAAAGUUCAUCUGUUUCAGUAUCCGUGCUCCAAAGCAAAGGCUCCAAGUCACAAGUACAGUGCGCACAGCAGCCACGUGACCAACGUCAGUUUUACUCAUAACGACAGUCACCUGAUUUCAACUGGCGGGAAAGACAUGAGCAUCAUCCAGUGGAAGCUUGUGGAGAAGUCACCUUUACCUCAGAAUGAGGUUGUCACAGACAGCAGUCUAACCAAAGCCCCUGCCUCUUCCACUGACAAUGCCAGGCAGCCUAACCCCCCGCCACCGCCUCCUUUCCAGCUGUCAGCUCAGACAGUGGAGGAAGACAGCAGAGUAAGCAGCUCACCCCCACUCGAGAACAGCCUGGAGCAUGCUGCGGAGCCCAGCGAGGAGCAGAGCGAGGGGGGCAGCGAAGAUCUUGGUACGGUGAUUGAUGAAGAGCCUGCCAGUGAGUUAGGGGAGAAGCAGGGAGCACCCGACCUGCCUGAGGACCAGCAAGGCAUACCACUCCUGUGCUAACACCAGGCUGCAGUGCUCCCUCAGCUAGCUGCCUGUGCCGGGAUGGAGUCAGGUAACACGAUGGGCAGUGAUGGGGAAUCACUGUGGAUGGAGGUUUGUUUCCCACAUGAGACGCAGCAAACCAAAGGUCGUUUGGUAUAUGAUGAAAACUUAACCAAACUUAAAUAGCAGGAGACUGGCAGGUGAGUGUGUCCUAGAAAUCGCCAUGUGUGGUAUGAUACUGGAAACAGAGCUGCAGUUGUACCCUUCGAGAUAACCCCGUUAUCUGAACGUGAGUUCCUCAGAACCUACGGAGGCACCGCAAACACCAUUGCUCAUCCACGGGCUCAAAUUUUUCCUGAUACAGGAAAGUGAUCUUGUUGUGAUACCUUCCCACCCAAAUGUCUAGUGGGAACUUUUAAUUAAGGAAAACUUGAGUAUUACCAAGUGUGGGGGUGUUGCCUUUUCUUACACUACCAGUAGAUGUCCAGACGUGCUCGUGAGGCUACUCUAGGGGAUGCCUUCUUUAAGUUAAAACGAGGAACAGCCCUCAGUUCCUGUGGACAGAUACUUUAUCCUAGAAGCAAGCAUUGGUUUGUUGAAGAGCUUUUGAUGUAUAUUAAUUAAACCAUGGUUCUGAGAGAUGGUGGCUUCUCCAAGGAGUCCUUUACCGGCCUAAACAUUCUCUAAUGUUUGGCAUUCAAGGGAAUGGAAAAAGGAAGAAAAAAAAAACCCGAAUGCCUUUAAAAGACAAACUGUAACGAUGACUUGCUAACCCUUGCUAGCCUUCAGCACUGUCUGUUCCCUCAGUAGAAGUAUAAACACAGUAGUUUAAAUGGUUGAAUUGGUGCUUGAAAUUCAUUGGUUCAGUUGUAAUUUUUAUACAAACUUAUUCCACUGAGGGAUGUCUUUUUUACAGAAGUGUAAUAGGGUUCACUCCCACAGUACUGCUUACUAGGUGGCACCUGUGCAGAUAUGCUGUCUGGGCAUUUCCUUCUUCUGUGAGCCUUGCAGCCCCUGGCUGGCCAGCCGUGGUGUGGGCAGUGCAUGUUGGUAUACGUGGGGAGGGGCUUUUUUCAAGUUUUGUCAGAUGACUGUUUUUCUUAAGUAUGUUUCCUACUUAAAUGACUGACAAGUGUGCAUUUCCUAUGUUUGUUUAUACUUUGAUUUCAAAAACUGUUUAUUUUUUUUACCUUGCUACAUUGUUUUCAUACUUUUGUUGUCGGAAUUAUGUUUAGGAACUUUUCAUAGGUUCAGAUGUCUUAAGUAUGCAGCCGUUUACGUGACUGUGCCAUUCAUUCCAAAGUGCAUCAAAACUGUCAUUCCCUUCUAGUGUCUUCUCAGGAGUAACACGUGAAAAUCAGGUAUUUCAUCAUUUCCAAAUAUGAAAGCUCCGGUGAACUCCCAAGGACCCUUCUGACACUCGUACCCACACGCUAUGUGGAAGGGUGUGUGUGGAGACCUGUGUAUCUCUAGAUAAGAUAGAUGCACACACCAAAACAUUCACAGUGUAGUCUGUCUAGGUAUAUGUCCAUGUAUCUCUCUUGUUUACAACAUUGUUUUUAACUAAGGGGGGAAAAACACCUCAAAGUAGCUCUCUUCUGAAGAAGAGCUGCAAAGCCACCUGACUUUGAGUUCGUUCUGUACCCAGUGAUCAGAGCGCAGCUUCAGGCAUCUCUCUCCACCAGUUAGCAGUGGUGACGAAAUCAAGUCCUUGGAAAGGACACUAGGAGAUGGAAGUACAUUUCUUUCCGUGCCUGGAGGAUACAGUGCUCCACAAACAGGGACUUUAUUUGGGGACAUCUGUCACCUUUGGGGUUGCCAUGUACAAUGAGAUUUAUAAUCAUGAUACUCUUGGGUGGUAGUUUCCAAAGACACUACUCAUGCGCAGAAAGCGUUCCAGCCCCUCGUGCUGGCAACUACUGUCUCGUGUCAGUCAGAUCUGUGAUAAUGACCGGAAGGAUGUGGGAUUAUGAAAUUGUAAAUGUUUUCUUAGAAAAACUUGUGAAUGAAAAUGAACCCAAGUGUUUCAUGUGAAGAUGAGCCAUUUCUAUCAUGCAUUCCGAUGUCAUGGCAGAAAAUUUUGAAGAUUAAAAAAUAAGAAUCAAAA
Messenger RNA from Mesocricetus auratus (golden hamster), 5620 nucleotides. RefSeq names its product EMAP like 4 (gene Eml4). Gene Ontology annotation, molecular function: microtubule binding. Gene Ontology annotation, cellular component: mitotic spindle. The record is from RefSeq and is a predicted model, not a curated record. NCBI's taxonomy places the organism in Eukaryota, Metazoa, Chordata, Mammalia, Rodentia, Cricetidae. Gene Ontology annotation, biological process: microtubule cytoskeleton organization. The transcript is spliced from 25 exons. Bases 571 to 3531 code for a protein of 986 amino acids.